AUGAAAGAAGCAGAUGAUGAAGAUAAGAACAGGGACAAAGGGAAACAAACUCACCAGGCAAUCUUGGAGCAGUAUGGAAAAUUCCUGAUGGGCACGCAGGUGCCGGGUGAAACUAUGUCACAAGGAACUCCAAUCAGUCAUGGACCAGUCCCAGUUGAUCCAGUAACAUCGGUUCAUAAUGACACAUACAUGAUAACUGAGCGGUAUGGGCGUUUGCAUGGACAAGAUGAGGGGGGCCAGCCAACAGGGAGGCAGCAAGCAGGAAAUGUAGAUGUGGGGGCAGAAGGUUUCCCUAGCUGGAGCUGGGAUGGCAACACAGCUGAAGGGCACCAAGGUUGCAGCUACCAACCUAGAUACAGAGAACAAGACAGCGAUGAUGGUGAUUUUGACUUUGAUGAAGGUGAGGAUGACUUGGAUGAUGAUUUGGAUGAUGAAGUUGCUGCUGGUUCAAGCCAUGGACCUAGUUUCCCUGAGGACAUGAGUCUUGAUGGUGGUUUGGGGGAUGAUUCAGCAGCUGCUGGCUCCAGCCAUGGUCCUAGUUUCACGGAUGGCAUGAGCUUCGAUGAUGUUUCAGACAAUGGUAAACAAAUAGACGCACAUGGAAAAAACAAGAAUGUCUGUGAUUGUGAUGAUCAACAGGAAGGCGAGCCAGUGCAACAAGAAAAUGUUGAACACCUAUCACAGGAGGACAUACUCAUGUUCAUAGAAAGUGACAGUAUUUGUGCGGCUCAGGCUCAGACUUGCAGCCAAGAAGUACGGAGCCACCAUGUGCCAUAUGUGGGCAUGGUCUUUGAUUCUUGUGAUGUUGCCCAUGCAUUCUACAAUGAGUAUGCAGCCAUUUGUGGUUUUGCAAUCAAGAAAGCAGGCAACUACCAUGCAACUAAACCUGGUGGCAAGACAGUGUCCCGUUACACUUACAGGUGCAACCGCUCGGGUGAAGUUGUUGGCGAGGAUGUGCUUGAAGAAAAGAAAAAACAGAGGCAGCUCAAGAAGCAAGAAAAAACAGGGAUUCUCCCGCCCGAGAAGGCAAAAAGGAAGAGGAAAAACUUCAUACAAAUAACCGGGUGCCAGGCUAAAAUGAUUGCAACACUAAAAGGAGACAAAUGGGUUGUCACGGUUGUUGACCUGGAGCACAACCACACCCUUAGCCCUCCAAACGAGAGCAAGUAUCUCAGAUCGCACAAGAAGAUGACAGAGGAAGAGAAGUUGUUUAUCAGGACAUUUAACUCUGUACAAAUGCCCACUAGGAAGAUUAUGGCCAUUCUUUCUUACCUGCGAGGGGGUGAUGCACCAUACACUAAGAAAUAUGUUAGCAAUGUGAGGACGGCAAUAAACAGAGAGAAUGGCAAGGGAGAUAUGCUGCAGGUCCUUGAGUACUUUAGGAACAAACAAAAGGAAGAUCCAAAUUUCUAUUAUGCAUUCAAAGUUGCUGACGAGGACAUCAACAAGGUGUUGUGCAUAUUCUGGGCGGAUGGCUACUCGAGAAAAAUGUAUGAGCUGUAUGGUGAUUGUUUGAGUUUUGACAUGACAUACAAGACAAACCGAUACAAUAUGCCAUUUGCACCGUUUGUUGGCAUCACUGGACACGGGCUCAACUCCUUGUUUGCUUGUGCUAUAGUACACAAUGAGACGGUGGACACAUUUGAAUGGCUUUUCGACACAUUUCUGGACUUCAUGCGUCGAAAAGCUCCUCUCACGGUCAUUACUGACCAAGAUGUGGCGCUGAAGACCGCGGUUCCUGCUGUUUUCAAGGGUGUUGUUCACAGGUGUUGUCUGUUCCACAUAAUGAAAAAGGUUCGGGAAAGAUGUGUGAGAACCUUUUCAACACAACCAGACUUGUACAUGUGGAAGUACAGGAAGUUGUUUGUCCCAGUCUAUUUCAAGAAAAGCUUCUUCCCUUUCAUCCACUCGACUGCCCGGACUGAAGGGACAAAUGCCAUAUUCAAGGACAACGUAGGCUCAACAUUCAGUGUGAUUACCUUUUUGCGUGAGUAUGAGCGGAUAUUGAAAGCGAUGCAGGAGAAUGAGAAGGAACAAGACUCUAUUACCAGAACAACAAAGCCAACCUACUGGCUGGGCACUGAACUGGAAUUGCAGGCUGCAGAGAAGUACGAGGUGUACAAGACAAGGAUGCUCGCUGAGAAAGAUUUUAGAAUCCGGAGAUAUGUUGUCAUUGUUGAUAUGCACAGAGAGGAUUUUGCUUGCAUUUGUGGAAAGUUUGAAAAAGAUGGCGUUGUGUGCAGCCAUAUACUUAGGGUAUUAACACACCUCAACUUGCCAGUGCUACCUGAGAAGUACUACAUUGACAGAUGGAGACCCAAGCAAAGAAAAGACAUUAGAAAACUCAGGUACGGCGUCCCUGAGGAGCUAACAGCAGGGGACCAUCACCUUAGAUACAUGUUGCUGUCUAGCAGACUGAAUGAAAUGGCUUCGGAUGCUGCGUCAUCCAAUGAAAAAUAUAUGUAUGUGGUUGGUGAAAGUGUGAGGAUUGAGGCAAAGCUAGAUGAGAUGAGUUUGGCAGAGGAGCAGCAAAAAAUGCAAGAUAAGCAUGUUGAUAGAGCUCUAGCCCCUACUAUGGUCACACCGCACCCUGAUGGGUACGGGGAAAGUCUAAAGGAUCCUGAUGUUAUUGUUCCGAAGGGGCGUCCACAAGAGCAUUACAAGACAUUUUUGGAGAAACUACAAGCAAAACAACAAAUUGGUUGCAGCCAUUGUGGUCAGCAUGACCAUGUUUUGGCUCCGUGCACAAACAAACACAUCCCCAGGUCCCAAUUUCACAAGAAGACUACAGUCGGCGAGCAACCAAUAGGUUUGCCUCAAUCCUCGCACUUUAAAAGGACUACUGCUUAA
Molecule: messenger RNA, 2850 nt
Organism: Triticum urartu
Lineage: Eukaryota; Viridiplantae; Streptophyta; Magnoliopsida; Poales; Poaceae
Source: RefSeq, a predicted model, not a curated record